AUGUCUCUGUGGGUAGACAGAUAUCGGCCGAAAAAGUUAAGUGAGCUGUCUUACCACCUGGAGCAGGCGUGUGAUUUGGCUGAGCUUGUGAAAUCAGAUGACUUUCCUCAUCUUCUCGUCCAUGGUCCCUCAGGUGCAGGGAAAAGAACUCGAAUUCAUUGCAUCUUAAGGGAACUUUAUGGAGCAGGAGUGGAACGACUGCACCUUGAUAAAAAGUCACUUAUUACGCCUUCCAAUAGGAAAAUUGAAAUCGACACCGUUAGCAGCAACUAUCAUAUAGAAAUUAAUCCUGGAGAAGUCGGCAUCUAUGAUCGUGUUGUUGUACAAGAAGUUGUCAAACAAAUGGCACAAACUGCCCAAAUUGUUAGUGCUACGCAGAAAAGCUUCAAAGUAGUCGUGCUCAUGGAGGCAGAUCAGCUUACCCGAGAUGCGCAACACGCCCUACGUCGGACGAUGGAGAAAUAUUCUAUGACUUGUCGUCUUAUUCUGUGCUGUGAAUCUCUAAGUCGAAUUAUUGGACCAUUGAAGUCAAGAUGCAUGAUCGUGAGAGUGGGCUCACCAACUGACGAAGAGAUAGUGACCAAAGCGAGAGGCAAUCUGCGUCGUGCUCUACUUUCUAUGGAAGCGGUGAAAAGGAAGGGAGUACCGAUCAAAGACACUGAACAGGUGCCCGAGCCAGAAUGGGAAAUCUACCUCCGCGAAACUGCAGAAUUGAUGAUUAAAAAACAAAACAAUGAAAAUAUAUUGGCAGUUCGAGAACGUCUAUACGAGCUAAUAUCUCGCUGUAUACAACCGAAUCUGAUAUUUUUGUACUUACUUCGCGAAUUGCUGAAACGCACUCCACCUUCAGCGAGACGAGAAGUGAUCGAGAUGGCAGCUCUUUAUGAACAUCGGCUCACAAGAGGACAGAAAGCUAUUAUUCAUCUGGAAGCGUUCGUUGUCGCAUUUAUGGACAUAUAUCUCAACAGUAGUAAUCCCAAUGCCAUGGAGCAUUGA
This is a messenger RNA of Haemonchus placei, 996 nucleotides long. Lineage: Eukaryota; Metazoa; Nematoda; Chromadorea; Rhabditida; Trichostrongylidae. The record is from the annotation of a GenBank genome assembly.